Molecule: messenger RNA, 1227 nt
Organism: Cadophora gregata
Lineage: Eukaryota; Fungi; Ascomycota; Leotiomycetes; Helotiales; Ploettnerulaceae
Exons: 1
Coding region: 1-1227 (408 amino acids)
Molecular function (GO): FAD binding
Source: RefSeq, a predicted model, not a curated record
AUGGCCAAACCCACAGUUCUCAUCAACGGCGCAGGUAUCGCCGGCCCAGUAUGCGCCUUCUUUCUCGCCCGCGCCGGCAUUCACACGACCAUCAUCGAACGCGCCCCAUGCAUGCGUUCGACAGGCCAGCAGAUCGACCUCCGCGGCGCCGGUCUCUCUGUCGUCCAACGCAUGGGACUCGAGGACGCGAUACGCUCGCGAACAACCAAAGAAGCCGGUCUAGCAUUCGUUGACGAGACGGGGAAACGACUCGCUGAGUUUCCCGUUAGGGAAGAUGGAGGACGUAGCUUCACGAGUGAGAUUGAGAUUCUGAGGGGAGAGAUGGCAGGCGUGUUUUAUGAAGCUACGGAAGGUGUCGAGGGGAUUGAGUACGUGUUUGGGGAUCAUGUGACGAAAAUGGUUGGGACGGGUGACAAGGUUGAGGUGCUCCUGGAGAAGGGUGGGACGAGGGCUUUUGAUAUCGUUAUUGGUGCUGAUGGGCAAGGCUCGAAGACAAGAAGGCUUGCAUUCAAGGAUGUUGAGAAUCCAAUGAAGGCUCUACAUCAGUAUGCGGCGUACUUUUCCAUUCCGUAUAAGAAGUCAGACCGCGAAUUUGCAGAGUGGUAUAAUACCACGGGCGGAAGAGGGAUCCUACUAAGGCCAGAUAACGCGGGUCAAACGCGAGCAUAUUUGACAGUGACGAGGGAUCCACUUCCUGAGCUGCAAGGCUACUAUAAGCUGAGCGUGGCAGAGCAAAAGCAGAAGAUGCACGAGAUGUUCUCAGACGCGGGUUGGGAGGCCAAACGAGUGCUGGAGGGUAUGGACAACGCCGAGGAUUUCUACAUGCAAGAGAUCGCUCAAGUCAAAAUGACACGCUGGUCGCAAGGACGAGUUGUGCUUCUCGGCGACGCAGGCUAUUGUCCCUCUCCCAUUUCAGGUAUGGGAACCAGUUGUGCCAUCACUGGUGCUUAUGUCCUCGCAGGAGAGAUUGCGAAGCAUGGCAUGGAUUACGAGAAAGCUUUCCAAGGGUAUGAGGAGAAUCUGAGGCCGUACAUCGAGAAAGCACAGAAUUUGCCACCAGGAGCUCCAGCAAUUGCGAAUCCACAGACGAAAUGGGGACUUGCGAUAUUGCGUGGGAUCGUGGGAUUUGUGAGUUGGAGCGGAGCUACGAAGAUCUUUGACAACUUCUCAAGUCCCGCGGCGGAAGAUGAUAAGUUGACAGUGUAUGAAUUUGGGAGUGAGAAGUAG